Molecule: messenger RNA, 1203 nt
Organism: Physella acuta
Lineage: Eukaryota; Metazoa; Mollusca; Gastropoda; Physidae
Product: low affinity immunoglobulin epsilon Fc receptor-like
Molecular function (GO): protein binding
Source: RefSeq, a predicted model, not a curated record
AUUCGCAUUAACGUAUGCGACUCUAUCCAAGUAAGCUUAGAGGAGCGAAAAAAACAGUCAUAAAUGUCGGGACUAUUUUGGUGCCUACUUUUAAGCUGGUUUGGAACAAUGUCAGCUCAGUGUAUCAGCAGUACAGCUUUGAUGUUUGAGAAUAAAUGCUACGAGAUAGUCAAUACGCCAAAGACAUGGCAGGAUGCGAAGAAAUUUUGCGCCAACUUUACUGCAGGCAGGUCUCUGGCAAAAGUUUUGACUACCUCUGAAAUGCUUUUCUUAAGUAAUCAAAUGCAUGGAUAUGGCAACAAAUGGAUUGGAGCAAACGACAUUGACGUUGAAGGCUCGUGGGUGUGGGACGAUAAUACUCCGGCUAAUCUGACUUCUUUGUGGAAUAGUGGUGAACCGAACAGUUUCGCUGGUAAAAAUGAAGAUUGUGUUGAAUUAAACACAGGGAGCGGGUUAAACGACGAGUCCUGUGACUAUUUACAGGCGUUUAUUUGUAUGGAAAAGGCAAAGAAGACUCCUGAAGUGGCCGCUGUAGCAUUUACGGUAGGGCUAUCAAAACCACUGGACGCUGUCGCCAAAGACACUGUUAUUUAUACUGACGUUAUAACUAACACGGGCAACGCUUACAACUCAAGCACUGGCGUAUUUAAAUGUCCGAAGGCGGGUUCAUAUUUCUUUGAAAUCAAUGGAGUUGCAAGCAAUGAAAAAGAACUCAGGCUGUCUCUCAUGAAGAAUAAAAUCCCAGUUGUCUCAGUUGAAGCCAAUGCCAAUCAGCACCAUUCAGCUGCUGGCAAUUCAGCCGUGUUGAUGUUAGAAAAAGGUGACGAGAUUUCUGUACAAGCCACCAGCUGUGGGAGUCUGUACGGUGCUGGCGGUCAGAUCCUCAACACGUUCUCAGGCUUUUUGAUUGCUUAGUCGACAUAAUGACUUAAUACGGCGUUGUCUUUUUUGAUCGUUUAUACUAAGAAACUGUUUUAGGUGCGUCUAUGCAUAUUUAUAUAUAAGAUAAAUUAUAUAGGUUAUAUAGUGUUUUCAUCCAGUUUAAAAAUUUAAGAAAACUUUUGGAAAUCAAUUAAUACAUAGCCCAAAUAGAAAAGAAAAAGAACAUUAAAAAAAACAGAACAUUAAAAAAUAAAUAAAUAAACAGCUAAGAGUGAUGGUGUUUCUAUAAAACAGUUGCUUUUACUAUCACUACCUGACGAA